AAGACUAAUGAUGUUGAUAAACAGACACUUUCUCAAUCUGCGCUUCUUAAAUAGGACACUGACAGAAAGAAUGCAUCUAUCAAUUUCUGAUUUUAUUUUCGAACGAUUACAUUAUGUUACUUUUCGUAGCUUUGAGUCUCGCUCUCCAUCUUGCUAAUGCAGAUCUCAAGUUGAAUGUGAUCUGUGAUGAUCAGAUGACACUCUGGAUUAACGGAGUCCAGACAGACGUUGCCGGACAGGGAGCCUGGAACCAAAUGUCCACUAUCAGUUUAGGACCAGCUGGAGCUACGAAUGUGAUCGGGAUCAAAUGUUUAAACACAGGAGGACCAUACGGGAUCAUGGGCUCCGUCGAAGAUGAGUCAGGGAACAAUGUUCUCGUUACUGACAACUCUUGGAGCUGCUCAAAUGCUGCUGAUGCUGGCUGGGAACAGGCAGGCUUUGUAGAGGGAGACAACUGGAACGCAGCAUCUUACUACCCCCACCGCGUCUACAUCACCAAUAACGGACCAUGGGCCGCCGCAAUGUCAGCCAACAAACAAAUCAUCUGGACUGCUAGCGCCGCAGAUACCACUGUUUACUGCCGAAAAGUAAUUUCAGGAUGCAGUAACUCAAACUGGGGACAGUAUAAUGGCAAAUACCUAAGUGGUUACAGUGCCGGAGUGGCCAAGUACGAUACUGUCUCUGCUGCAGUGGCUGAGUGCCCCAAACGACCUGAUUGCGGAGGUAUAACGUACGAGCCAUACUCUGGAAAGUACACUCUAAGAAAGGGGUCCGAGCUGAAAGCUAGUCCAUCCAAAGAAAUUUCAUGGAAAAUUAAUCCCUAUGCUGCUGGUUUUGCUAGUGCAGUGCUGGUCCAAGACAAGGGUUGUUGGAAGGACACCGCAUCCAGAGCCAUCAUGCCAGUAGAGAAACAGUUCCCUGCUCUCCAAGACAAUUACUGGACCCGAGCUGAACCGCUGGGAAAGUGUCUCGCAGCCACCAUGUGUUUGGGAAACAAUGUCUUCUCUCUUCAGAACGGAGGAUGGUGUGCUACAACCGGGGAUGCUCAGGACACUUACCAGAAGUUCGGAGCUAGUGACGCUUGCAAACCUGAUGGACAGGGUGGCCCCUGGGGUAACCAGGUUUACAAGGUCAACUCCGCUGUUUCGGCUUCAGAUCUAUCGUUGAAUGUGAUCUGUGAUGAUCAGAUGUUACUCUGGGUUGAUGGUGUUCAGACAAACGUUGCCGGACAGGGAGCCUGGAACCAGAUGUCUUCUCUCAAAAUUCCUGAUACCACUCAGGUGAUCGGUAUCAAAUGUUUAAACACAGGAGGACCUUAUGGGAUCAUGGGAUCCAUCCAAGAUGCGGCUGGUAACGAUGUUGCCGUUACUGACAACUCUUGGAGCUGCUCAAAUGCUGCUGAUGAUGGCUGGGAAAAGGCAGACUUUGUAGAGGGAGACAACUGGAACGCAGCAUCUUACUACCCCCACCGCGUCUACAUCACCAAUAACGGACCAUGGGCCGCCGCAAUGUCAGCAAAUAAACAAAUCAUCUGGACUGCUAGCGCCGCAGAUACCAAUGUUUACUGCCGAAAAGUAAUCCAAAAACCAGCGAUCGUGUCAGUGAAUGUAGAGAGUCUGGGGUGCUGGAGGGACACGGCUGUCAGAGCCAUAGCUACAAUUGAGGGCUCAGUCUCAUCUCUUACUGGUUCGUACAUUAGCAGAGCUAACGCCUUCGACAAGUGCCUCAAAGCCACCCUCGCCCUCGGAAACAAGGUAUUCGCCCUACAACACGGAGGUUGGUGUGCCACGGCAGCUAACGCAGGAGACACGUACAAAAAGUACGGUCCAAGCAGUUCAUGUGCUGAUGAUGGCCAGGGUGGACCUUGGGGAAACCAGGUCUACAAGAUCAACUGUUAGAGGGGAAGGAAUGCCGAUAGAACAGACCGGUCACAGGGACUGGAAAUGGAGUGCGAAAAGAAAAGAAACAAAGAAGAUACGAGAUGCAAGAUUAUCGAUUACGAGACUAUAAGGGUUUCAUGUCUAACGAUUUUCCAUCUUUUAUUUUUCGAAAGUUUUGUAGGCGAA
Messenger RNA from Bolinopsis microptera, 2066 nucleotides. RefSeq lists its product as uncharacterized. The record is from RefSeq and is a predicted model, not a curated record. Bases 114 to 1898 code for a protein of 594 amino acids. The transcript is spliced from 9 exons. NCBI's taxonomy places the organism in Eukaryota, Metazoa, Ctenophora, Tentaculata, Lobata, Bolinopsidae.